This is a messenger RNA of Loxodonta africana (African savanna elephant), 1111 nucleotides long. RefSeq names its product asialoglycoprotein receptor 1. The record is from RefSeq and is a predicted model, not a curated record. Lineage: Eukaryota; Metazoa; Chordata; Mammalia; Proboscidea; Elephantidae. Gene Ontology annotation, molecular function: signaling receptor activity. The transcript has 9 exons.
GGAGGGAGGAGUGGGGGGGGGAGGACUACUUGGAGGAUGGAUUUUGGAAGUCAGGACUGGGCGGGAGUGGAGGAAAGAAGGAAGGCCAUCCUGUAGCCACCGAUAAGUCUUAGAUAGAAGUUGGAUCCCACACUCCAGCUCCCGCUCCAUUCAGCCCCACUCAGCCUUGACCUCGGCCUCAACGCAGUCCCAGUCCAGUGCCAGCUCUAUCAUGACCAAGGAGUACCAAGAUCUUCAGCACCUGGACAAUGAGGACAGUGACCAUCUUCCUCAGCUCAGACAGGGGCUGCCUCCUCCCCAGCCCCUCUUGAGGCGUCUCUGCUCUGGACCCUGCCUCCUCCUGCUCUCCCUGGGCCUCAGCCUCCUUCUGCUGAUCAUCAUCUGUGUGAUUGGAUCCCGAAGUGAGGGUCACAGGGAUUCCCAGCUGCAGAAGGAGCUGCAGGUCCUGAGAGGGACAUUCAGCAACUUCACAGCGAGCACUGAGGCAGAGGUCAAGGCGCUGAGUACCCAGGGAGACGGUGUGGGCAGAAAGAUGAAGAGCCUGGAAUCCCAGCUGUUGAAGCAGCAGCAGUCAAUGGGUGAAGACCACUCCAACUUGCUGCUCCAUGUGAAGCAUUUUGUCUCUGACCUGCGCAGCCUGAGCUGCCAGAUGGCCAUGCUCCUGGGCAAUGGCACUGAAAGGCCCUGCUGCCCUGUUAAUUGGGUGGAGUAUGAAGGCAGCUGCUACUGGUUCUCUCGUUCUGGGAAGUCCUGGCCCGAGGCCCAGAAGUACUGCCAGCUGGAGGACGCCCACCUGGUGGUGGUCACUUCCUGGCAGGAGCAGAAUUUUAUCCAGCACCACACAGGCUCUGUAAACACCUGGAUAGGCCUCACCGACAAAAACGGGCCCUGGAAAUGGGUGGAUGGGACAGACUACGAGACAGGCUUCAAGAACUGGAGCCCAGAGCAGCCAGAUGACUGGUAUGGGCAUGGCCUCGGAGGAGGUGAGGACUGUGCCCACUUCACUGACAAUGGCCGUUGGAAUGAUGAUGUCUGUCAGAGGCCCUACCGCUGGGUCUGCGAGACAGGGCUGGACAAGGCCAGCUAGGAGGAUUUUCAUCUAGAAUUUUAG